Messenger RNA from Betta splendens (Siamese fighting fish), 1867 nucleotides. It is a transcript of the gene apool, whose product is annotated as apolipoprotein O-like. NCBI's taxonomy places the organism in Eukaryota, Metazoa, Chordata, Actinopteri, Anabantiformes, Osphronemidae. Gene Ontology annotation, cellular component: MICOS complex. The transcript has 11 exons. The record is from RefSeq and is a predicted model, not a curated record. The coding region runs from base 128 to 1321 and encodes 397 amino acids. Gene Ontology annotation, biological process: cristae formation.
GUCUGCUCGAUGACGUCACCCUGAAACCCAAAACGUGCAGUUGCAUGUUCGGUCCGUCAGGUGGCGGCAGCGGACCUCGUUGAGACCAGCUCACAGCGAAGCCCAUAGAAGAAGGAGGAUCGCUGUCAUGGCGGCCAAGGUGGUGAUGGUGGCCGUCCCAACUGUGCUGGGAAUAGCCUCCAUUCGUGUGUACAAUGUGAGCGAAGCACCGGCUGAUGGGAUCACCAGAGAAAAGCUGAACAUCUACACCCCAGUGCCACAGUCCGCUCAGGUGUUUCUUCCAGAGAGGCCUGGUGUCAUUGAGAGCGGGUUAACUACAGCGAGAGAGAGCAUAAUGCCUUUUGUCCAGACUGUUAAGGGUGCCUGUUUCUCUGUGAAAACGGGAAGUGUUAAUCUUUACCAUGCAGGAGAGGAUGCAUACUACUACUUGAAAGACCCUCCCCCAGGUUUUCUACCACGACUUAGUACCAUCACCAUGGCUGGCCUGCUUGGCAUGGUCUUGGCACGGAAAGGUUCUCGUUUCAAGCAGCUAGCAGUUCCGCUGGGCCUGAUGUUUGCAGGAGCCUCGGUGUGUUACCCGGCCCAGACAGUGGCUGUGGUAAAGGUGACAGGUAAGAAGGUGUAUGCUGCAGGACAGUGGAGCAGUGCUACGGUAUCUUCACUGUUGGCGCCCAAGACCCUGGAGCAGGUUGAUAAGAAGAUUACUCCUUCACAACCACAGUCCUCUGUAGAGUUUGCAGUCGUGGAGGUGGCUUCUGAGUCCAGUUCUACACCAAGAGCUACAACAUCAGAAGUGGAAUCAGCUGUUUCUUUGUCUGCUGAGCCUGGUGUCGGUGUCAUAACUGAGGAGGCUUCAUUAGUGACACUUUCAGACUCCUCCUUUGACCAGACCCAAACAGACCCCAACACAGCUCCAUCACAGACUGAAACCAUCACAACCUCUCAUGAACCACAUGUUCCUGUUGAAAGCAAGGAGCCCUCAGGCCUAAAACAAUCACCUAUAGAAGUACCACCACAAACCAGCACAGCUGAGUCUAUGCUGAGCUUUCACCCAGAGGCAUCGACGUCUGCUCCAUCCACAGAGGAAACACUUGCUCCAAAGUCCUCAGAGGAACCCAUAGUGCCAGCUGUUGAAUCAGCUGAGGCAGAUGAAGACAACCAGUCUGCUGCUGUGGAGGAGACACCGACACUCACACCUCCUACUGAACAGCCAUCCACAGAAAGUCAGAAAGGGAGCUCCAGUUUUAAGGCCGACCCUUCUCUCCUGGACUUCGGCCAGUCCAGCCCCGAGGACGAAGACCUCUACAGCACACGCAGCUGAGGGACCGCAGCUGGCACCAGGAGGGACCUCAUUCCCACACUGUCAUCUCGCAUCUCAUCCAGACUGUCGAGCGCCGCGUCUCAUCAUGCAGCGUAAAUAGGCCACUUUGCCAGCAGACAUUGUUAUGGACACUUUGAUCAACGUUUCCAUUCUCAUUUCAAUCUGCCCACAACCUUUAUAUUUCCCCAGAAAACAGCUGAGUUGAUUUGCAUAGCAGCAGCGGUGCAAUGAAUUCCAGUACAGAUAACCAGUACAGCGUACGUAAGGACACAGACCUGGAAAAAUACACCCACAGCUGUUUAAUUCACAGCCAAAAAAUUCUCCAUGUCAUGUGCAAUUGCUGACUUUUUGUGCUACAGCUUUCAUGACUGCAUGGUGCUUUUAUUUAUUGUAAUUCAGCCCACUGCAUUGGUUAGCUGGAAAUACUGCACAUUUGCUGCAAAUGAUAACAAGAUGAACUAGUGCCGCUUCGUUUUUGUUACAUAAAACGUGUCUUUCGUUGUUGAUUUCACAACUUGGAUUAAAUCUAUAUUUUUCAGGAAUGAA